AAACCACAUAGCAAUUAUAGCAAAAAUAAUGUUAUACACACAACUCAAUAUUCAAGAACAAAGUGAGUAAAAAAACAAGAACUUUCAUUAUUAUAUCCGUUGAAACCGCUCUCUCAGAGUCACACUCUCUCUGUCUCACUCACUCACUACUCCCUCUCAUUCUCUCUCUCUGAGCUCAGCUCGCUCACUUGCUUUCUCAGAGAGAUACCUUCCAAAUGACUCCAUCUUUCUCUCUCUUCUUCCAAAUCAUCUUCUGAAUUUCCCCUGAAUUUCCAAUGGCAGAAGAAUUUACCCUCUGAAAAAAAAACAGAAUCCCCUGUUUUUAUUUUUAUUUUAUCUUUUUCUUUCUCUAAAAGUUCCCCUGUUUUCAACUAUGGCGACGGAAAACCCAGAUAAAACCAUGAUUCAAACAUUAACUACAACCUCAAUUCUCGGCAUAAAACUCUACAUUUUGAUUUUAAUUUUUGUGGGUCUUUCGAUUUUUUCUUGUUUUCUCAUCUUCAUCUGUUUAAUCAGACGGAAAAACAAACUGGGUGGUCAAAAUCGGGUAUAUUUGCGACAAAAUUCGGGUAUAAUUCCGCUAUUUUCGUCGGAAAUUAAAGCAGUGAAUGAUGAAAAUGGGGUUAAAAAGAAAAUGGGGGAGAUUUUAACGGGAGAUAAAACAGAGGAAAUUGGGAUUUUGGUUGAAGGAGAGAAAAAUAGAAGUAAAUCGACGGAAAGUAGCGACGGAAGUUCUUCAAGUAAAGCGUCGGUGGUUUCAUCGGAUAUUCCAAAUAUUGGGUGGGGCCGUUGGUAUAGCUUGAGGGAGCUUGAGGUUGCGACACGUGGAUUUUCCGAUGAAAAUAUUAUUGGUGAAGGUGGUUAUGGUGUUGUUUAUAAGGGUGUUCUUGAAGAUGGGUCUAUUGUUGCUGUCAAAAAUCUUCUAAACAACAAGGGGCAAGCGGAAAAGGAGUUUAAGGUGGAAGUUGAAGCCAUAGGAAAAGUAAGACACAAGAAUCUAGUUGGUCUUGUUGGCUACUGUGCAGAUGGAGCUCAAAGGAUUCUUGUGUACGAAUAUGUUGAUAAUGGCACUCUUGAACAAUGGUUGCAUGGAGAUGUUGGGGAUGUAAGCCCUUUGACCUGGGACUUCCGUAUGAAGAUUGCCAUUGGAACUGCCAAAGGGUUGGCUUAUUUGCACGAGGGAUUGGAACCAAAGGUUGUUCAUCGUGAUGUCAAGUCUAGUAACAUCCUUCUUGACAAAAACUGGAAUGCAAAAGUAUCCGACUUUGGGCUAGCCAAGCUUUUGGGAUCUGAAGCAAGCUAUGUUACUACUAGAGUAAUGGGAACAUUUGGGUAUGUCUCCCCAGAGUAUGCUAGCACCGGUAUGCUUAGUGAGUGGAGUGAUGUAUACAGUUUCGGUGUUCUGCUUAUGGAAUUGAUCUCAGGAAGGUGCCCAGUCGAUUAUUCGAAACCCCCUGGAGAGAUGAACUUGGUUGAUUGGUUCAAGGGAAUGGUAGCAACUCGACGUGCAGAAGAAGUGGUGGAUCCAUUGAUCACUGUUCAACCCUCUUCUAGGGCACUAAAGCGGGUUUUAUUGAUCUGCCUUCGGUGUAUAGAUCUGGAUGCUAAUAAACGGCCAAAGAUGGGGCAGAUCGUGCAUAUGCUCGAGGCAGAUGAAUUUCCCUUUCGUCCUGAUCAUCGACCUACACGACAGGAUGCUCCUCUGACUUCUGCUACCGAGAAACUUCAGUUAUCCGAUAAAGGGUUCUCUAGGUGAACAUCCAAAGAGACUCUCGAGGAGUUCUAUUAGGAUCUAUUUAGUGUCCAUUACACAAGAUUACAGGUGAUGAGCCUUGGGUGGCAUGUUUUGUUGGUUUAUUCUUUUUUUCCACAUUAUCUUUAUCUGGUUAGAAAGAACUGCAAUUGAAUGAGCCUUGUAUGUACAGUAUAUACUUAUAUAGUAGUAUUUAUCGGCUUCUAGAAGUAAGAAUUUUUCUUUGUUUUCUGUAAAAUUUGGAGGCUCAAACAUUGUUUAUAAAUUGGCUUUUGCACAGA
Molecule: messenger RNA, 2034 nt
Organism: Chenopodium quinoa (quinoa)
Lineage: Eukaryota; Viridiplantae; Streptophyta; Magnoliopsida; Caryophyllales; Amaranthaceae
Product: probable receptor-like serine/threonine-protein kinase At4g34500
Exons: 7
Coding region: 374-1756 (460 amino acids)
Biological process (GO): protein phosphorylation
Molecular function (GO): protein kinase activity; ATP binding
Source: RefSeq, a predicted model, not a curated record